Leptopilina heterotoma is the source of this 1611-nucleotide messenger RNA. It is a transcript of the gene U3-55K, whose product is annotated as U3 small nucleolar RNA-interacting protein 2-like. Lineage: Eukaryota; Metazoa; Arthropoda; Insecta; Hymenoptera; Figitidae. The transcript is spliced from 8 exons. Gene Ontology annotation, cellular component: small-subunit processome. The record is from RefSeq and is a predicted model, not a curated record. Gene Ontology annotation, molecular function: protein binding; snoRNA binding. Bases 108 to 1511 code for a protein of 467 amino acids.
UCAAAUUCAGUACCGUAAAAUGAAACAACGUGGUUUACUGUGAUUUAAUGUUUUCGUAAUUAAAGCAAAAUUGAAUUCUAAAAGUACUAUUCUAUUUAUUAUAAAAUAUGUCGUUCUUUAUAAGAAAUAACAAAGAACCAGGAAAACUUAAGAGAAAGUUUAAUGGUAAUUCUGAGGGUUCGAAGAAAUUUGCAUCAAAAGGUAAAAAGCGAAAUGUGAAAAACAAUAAAGACGAUGAUGAAAGUAUUGCGAGUAGUGACGAAGAAUUUGCUGAGCAAAGAAAUAAAGGUUUAGAAGAAGACUAUGAUGAUGAUGAGGAAGAAGAAGAGACUGCUCAAGAGAAACGUUUAAGAUUGGCAAAGAAAUAUUUGCAAGAAAUUGAAGAGGAAGAAAAGGACAGAGAAGAUUUUGAAAAAGGUGGCAUUGCGAGGCGAUUACAUGAAGAAUAUUUAGAAGAAAAAGGAAGAUUGAAAAGAACCGUAGCUAGUAAUUAUACAGGACACGGUGAAACAAUUAUUUUAAAAUGUAAAUAUCACAGAGAAACAAUCACCUGCCUUUGUCUUUCAAGCGAUGGAAAAUUUCUCUUUUCCGGUUCCAAGGAUGGAACAAUUGUCAAAUGGUGUUUAGCGGACAAAUCUAAAGUCAAAAUCCUAAAAGGAAAACGAACGAAAAAUGAUAAUGGAAUUAAAUGCGUAGAAUGUAUGGCGAUCAGCACGGAUUCAAAAUUUGUAGUAGUUGGAGACAAGGCUACUAAAAAUAUAACAGUCUUAUCGGGAGAUGAUUUAAGUCAUAUAAAAUAUCUCCAAGGACAUAGAGGAAUGGUUACGGGCUUAGUUUUUCGAAAAAAUACACACACCUUGUAUUCAGCGUCAAAGGAUGCGAGUGUUAAAGUUUGGAAUCUGGAUGACAUGGCCUACGUCGAAUCAUUAUUUGGUCAUGGAAGUGCUAUAACUUCAAUAGACGCUCUAUCGCGUGAACGUGCCGUAACAAGUGGAGGUCUUGACGGAAGUAUAAGAAUAUGGAAAAUAGUCGAAGAAUCACAAUUAAUUUUCAAUGGACACGGUGGCAGUAUUGAUACUGUGAAACUUAUAAACGAAGAGAAUUUCCUAAGCGGAGGUGACGAUGGUCAAUUGAGCGUGUGGGGUUGUCUAAAGAAGAAACCAUUAUGUUCAUAUCCUGAAGCUCAUGGAAAAAAUCCAGAAAAUGGAUUACCUAAUUGGAUUUCAAGUAUUGCGACACUUUUAAAUACGGAUCUAGUAGCAUCAGCUUCAUUUUCAGGUUCCAAUAGUGGAGUCAUUAGAUUGUGGCAAUGUGAGGAAUCGUUUCGAAAAAUCAAACCUCUUUUUGACGUUAAAGUAGAGGGAUUUAUUAAUUCUCUAACAUUUACGCCCGACGGCAAUUAUCUCAUAGCUGCCGUUGGUAAAGAGCAUAGAUUAGGAAGAUGGUGGCAUUUAUCAGAACCGAAAAAUGGUAUAGUUCUGAUUCCAUUAAAUCAAAAACAAAGUAAAUGAAAUUUUGUUAGUCUGUCUUAGACAUUUCACGUGUAAAUUUAAUUAUUUUUAAGCGAUAUUUGUAUUACGAAUGUAAAAUAAACAUAUCUUUUAUAAAAUA